GCGUGCGGAGAGAGAGGGAGGAGGGAGCAAGGGGGCUGAGCUGAUCCCACGUGUGACGCUUUCAUUCCCGGCUCAGUAAUAUUCUCAUAGCGGGGCUUUGCAUAUCUCCUGCCCGUAUCUGUGUGUGUGUCUGUCACUGUUACUGUAGUCACAGCCUAUAGUUUGAAAUAGAUAUGGAAGGAGACGGGAGUCAAGCCACAUCCGGAAGCCUAAAUGAUUCACAACAUGACCCGGGUAAAAUGUUUAUCGGUGGCCUCAGCUGGCAAACCUCACCAGACAGCCUUAGAGACUAUUUUAGUAAAUUCGGAGAAAUAAGAGAAUGUAUGGUGAUGAGAGACCCCACGACAAAACGCUCAAGAGGAUUUGGGUUUGUUACGUUUACAGAUGCUGCCAGUGUAGAUAAAGUCUUAGCUCAACAACACCACGAAUUAGACUCAAAGACGAUUGAUCCUAAGGUUGCCUUUCCACGUCGCGCCCAGCCUAAGAUGGUCACAAGAACAAAGAAAAUAUUUGUGGGUGGCUUGUCAGCCAAUACAGUAGUGGAAGAUGUGAAGCAGUAUUUUGAACAGUUUGGGAAGGUUGACGAUGCCAUGCUUAUGUUUGAUAAGACGACUAACAGACAUAGAGGAUUUGGCUUCAUAACUUUUGAGAGUGAGGACGUCGUAGAGAAAGUCUGUGAAAUUCAUUUUCAUGAAAUCAAUAACAAAAUGGUAGAAUGUAAGAAGGCCCAGCCCAAGGAGGUGAUGUUCCCACCAGGUACACGAGGGCGAGCCAGGGGUCUGCCCUACACCAUGGAUGCCUUCAUGCUGGGGAUGGGCAUGCUGAGCUACCCAAAUAUUGUGGCAACGUACGGCCGCGGAUACACUGGAUUCGCACCCAGCUACAGCUACCAGUUCCCCGGCUUCCCAGCGACAGCAUACGGACCGGUGGCGGCAGCGGCGGUAGCAGCAGCGCGUGGCUCAGGUAGGGGGGCCCGUGGAAGAGGCGGCUACUUGGCGUACCCACAGAGCACAGGGCCAGGCCUCCCCGAUUAUGGGUUUUACUCUACGCCCAGUGACCAGAGGGGGGGGCCCUGCUCCUUUGCUGACUAUGGCUCCCUGGGGCCCCAAGCGGCUCAGAUGCUGCACAGUGAGCAUGCCACCUCCGCCUGCAACUCCCCCCUCCAGCACCUACACAGCCCGGAUCAAUUUAAGAACCCAGGCGCCAACCCGUCAAGGCCCGGAGGUUUCCCUGGUGCUAACAGUCCAGGGCCUGUGGCUGACCUGUACGGACCUGGCAGCCAGGAUUCAGCUGUGGGCAACUACAUCAGUGCUGCUAGCCCUCAGCCCGGCUCUGGGUUUGGCCCCAGCAUCACAGGCCCGUUGAUUGCGACAGCUUUUACAAAUGGAUACCAUUGAACAGGUGGCCGGUUGCCAUCUCAUCAGAGCAGAGUAUAUCUGGUGGCCCGGGAAAGACAGGACGGAGUUUCUAAUUGGCUUUGUGUGCAGGUGAUGCUAUCCAACUUCAAGCACUACAGCGUCACCGAGGCAAAAAGGGACGAAAGUCGGAAACCAUAUGAAGAAGAAAAGAAAAACGUUAGUCAUCUCAGAAAAAUAACAACUGCUGUACUAUAAUCCAAACCUCCUAUAACUUUACGACCUGGUUUGGUAUGUUUCACGUCGAUUUCACUCACCAGUUUCCUUCCUCUGUUAGCUUUGGUUUUGAUUAGUUUUUAGGGAGUCAUUUUAGUUUUAACCUUCAUUUUUGUGUCAUUUUAUUUGAUCUUAUAGUAUAUUUGUGGAACAUGGAUUUUGUUUGAAGUUGGGGGGGUCAUAGCCAAGAAUAUCUGCAAGUCAUGUCUUCAUCUUUGUAGUGUAACAGAGAAAUGAUUGGAUGCUCCAUUCAGUCUUUCUGCAACAACAACAAAAAGAAAAAAAAGAAGCUCAGUGUGGAGAGAAUCGGAAGGAAAAAAAAUUACAUUUUAAGGAAACUUUAAAGAGGGUAUCUAAGUAAUAAAUCUUAGUAGCUGUUUUAUUUCUUGUGACGUCUCAUUGUUAACCAUAAUUACCUAUUUUUGGGCAAUACAAAGAGGACUCCAAUAUUUUCAUGGUCCUUUUUUAUAAGUGUUGUUUUUGUUGUUUAGAAAUAUAUAUAUAUGCUAUAACAAAUUUCAUAUAACUACAUUGUGAAUUCAAACUUGAGAAAAAGAAAUGUAGCUGUACAUAUUAUUCCAGUCACUGCAUAUAACCGACUCAGUGAGAGAAUAGCAUAUUUUUGUGAUGGUGUGUCAAAAGAACAUGUUAUAGCGUGUGAAUAGAAGAAAAAGCUGUAAACAGUUGUUAUUAUACUUUUGUUUUCUGCUGGAAGACGGUAUAAACGACCCCAGAGACGAACGGAACACACGUUCUCUGUAAGUACCGUAAAGCCGAAUAAUUUUACAAGUGUCAUACCAGCAAAUUUACAAACGGUGAGUUAAGUCAACACAGUUUUAAGAAAUUAAAAAAAAAAAAGAAGAGCCUGAUUGGUAUCUUUUGUUUAACUGUUACGAUAUCAGUAUCAUUGAGGUGGAGAGGGAGAGAGAAGAAGAGAAAAGAUGAUUUAAUCCAAAGCACACUGUACUUAGAUGUGAAGAUUAGAACUUGAACCAGGCAUUAGACAGUGCUCUGUGCGACCUGACACUUUUAUACUCUUGAGAGGAACUUAGGUGUAUGUUACUGUUUGUUUCAUCCUGCUUUGUUCCCGAUUCGUGUUUUUUUGUUUGUUUUUUUUUUGGAACACAAGAUCUGGGCUCUGUGCUGGAGCCCUUUAUGUAACGCUUUGUUCUCUGAAUCACUUCUUUUAUGAAUGAAUUAGGAAAGUAAACAUUUUGAUACCAUACCUCAGCCUUUGCGAGUUCGAUUGCGGAAUCAUUGGCAGGUUUUUAAUUUAUUCUAGUGGCAAAAAAUGAAGGAAAACACUGAAAAGGUAAUAAAGCGAGUAAUCAUUGCACUGUGAGUAGUAAAGUACAGGCCAGUUUCCUAUUUGCACAUGUAUAUGUCGGCUUUCUAAAAAAAAAAAAAAAAAAAAGGGGCCCUGUGCUUUGGGAUAGUAUGAAGGAUUUUGGGGUUAACGUAUUCUCGACGAGACAAACGCGUGAGAGUUUUGAGGCGAGUUAACAGCUUGGGAAGUAGUAACUGAUACGUUGCAGUGCAGACUUGGAUCUCUUUAUAUAUUAGACCCAUGUCUCAUCUAAAGAUAUUUAUACAGGGUUAAAAGAUGACACUGAAUGAUCCACUCUCUGUCACUGCACCAGGUUCCACACAGUGUGUGUGUGUGUGUGUGUGUGUGUGUGUGUGUGUGUGUGUGUGUGUGUGUGGUUAAUGCUUUCACUCAUGACAAACAUUUAAUAACAACAUGCUCCAGUCCGGUUUUUAACCAUCAUUCAUGGGAUGAACGGUGUGUUUUCUGCGCUACUUUACCUGCGGCAGGUGUACACGCGUUGUUUUCAUUUGACCACACUUCUUGUCUCAUUUCUUUUAUUUCAAAACAACCAGGUAAAGACAUAAUGCUGGAUACUUCUAAAGUAAACGAUACGGAGGUGUGUGAUCAAGUAAUAAUCUACAGAGUAAAGAAAAGAAAAAACCCUUGUAAUGUUCAAAUGUAAAAGAAAAUAAGAAAUACAAAACUAUAAAAAAAAAAAAAAAGAAAGAUGCUUCUUUGCUGAUUUCAAGUUUAAUCAGAGUUUUAUUGAUACUUUGUGGUUUAUAUAUUAAUAAUUGUAAUAUACUAUUAAAAUGUACUGUGCAUCCAUUGCUUUCUCUCUUUCCAUUCCCCAUCCUCGGAGAUCCUACUUCUUUUGUUGGUCAUUCAUGUGUUUCAUUCGUGCGUAAAGAACUCACAGUUAACCUGUAAACGGAGUGCUGUCUUUGAUACCAGUGUAGUGGUCUUUGUUGUUCUCCCUUGCUCUACCUCUCCUUUUCUCUCAUAUUUAUCCCUCUCUCCCCUCUCGCGCUCUUUUUCUAUCUCCUGUAAUUACAAAGUAGAUGUUCUAUAGGACUCAUUAAUAUAAUACUUGUAGUGAAUAGUGGAUUUAGGACCAGUCAAGAUAGACCUUUCUCUCAAUGAUCAUGUUAUUCUGAGAUUUGCAGUUCAUUCUUUUGAUAGAGGUUCAUUGUAAUUUAUUCCCUGUGUACGUUUCUAGUUUUGGUUUCGGUUUUGCCACUCUCACAUGGUUUCAGCUAACCAAAGCUCUCACGGAUGAACAAUAGAGAAAAACGGUUGCCGUAAGAUGGAAUUGUUCACAAGGCAUUAUUUGGAUCCCCACCCUUGAAUGUUUUAAAAGGGGUGCGCCAUACUACCUUAAAUGCUAACGCUAGAUAUGCAAAACAGUUCUUUUUUGGUUACUUUCUAAGAGGGACACAAGUUAUAAUCACGGACAAAGAUUUUAUGUAAAAAGUAUUUCAUAUUUUUUAAAGAAACAUACCAAAUGAUUAUCACACUAGUCCUAACACCCAGUCAUAUUUCUGUUUAAAUAUUGUUAUAUCUUUCAAUAUUUGUACAAUUUGGAAAUAUCCCGUAUAGUUGUUUUAAGACGAUACUGUUUUUAAACUCUUAUUUCUGUCACAACUUCCAUUAAUAAGUCUUAACCAUUUAAAGCUUAGAUUCUGGGAACUAGCUUUCGUUUUAAUCGGCAAUCAAUGUUCUUCACACGUGUUGGCGUUAUAGAGGCAUCACUGCUAAAGACUCCAUUAAACAGAAGACUUCUGUCUCCAAAGCAAUACUAGCAGCUGUUAAAGGACGGGCUGUGAAUCAGGGAACUCAUGUCCUGACAUUGGACCAGCACCUUAAAGCUGUGAUUCAUUGCUGACAAGCAGAGAAGAUUAUAUUUAGACUCGAGUUUAAAUGCUCAGUUUAAGCUUCUUUAAAAAAAUACCAUGUCGGAGGAUGUCCAUAAUUCAAACCUGCUAGAUUCCCACAAACAGCUGUGUUUCAAGCAAAAACAAAGCUAUUAUAAAGCCUCAAGCUGUGUGCGCACUGCCAGCUAUUCUUUUGAGUAUAAUUUCAAUGAAACAUAAUUCAGGUUUAUCAGUUAUUUCAUUAUUUCACCUCAUGGGGUCUUACAAUUGAAUCCUGUUACAUUAAUAAAUAACAUUAGUGUCUAUUCGUUAGACUGUCAAAUUACAUACAAUAAGCACAGUAAUGGCAGCUUUGAUGGCGAUGCUAAAGGACAAAUUAUUCCAAUGAACCAGCAAGUAUACGGGGACAGUGUGUCGUCUAGAAAUAGGCAAAGAGAAAUGAUCCCAAGAGACGACGUCCACAAUCUCAAAUAAUAUUCAACUUUAUUGUAAAAUGACAAAAGCAGUUGAUCACAUAUUCAAAGAAAUAACAUGUUUCAAGUAUUAUUGCUUAUGUUCACCUCAUUUGCACAUUGUGGUGUCAAACAAAUCAACAAUAUGUUGAAUAGGAUCUUGUGUGUAAUAGCAAAGUGAAAGACAGGGUAAGAGAAAGUGUUCCUCCGUUUUAUUUGCAGCAUUGUUCCUAUUUCAUCAAAGAGCAAACUAUAACUCAAAGCACCUACAAACUAUUAGAAGCUCGUUAGGAGCCACAUGUAGUCGAUUCAUCUGAAAAACAAAUGUUCAACCAGUAUGAAACACAAUAUUUAGCUUUCCUCACUGUUGCAGCGCCCGGUGGCUCAGACGACAAUGAACCCUUUCUGAGCGAAGCGGCUCGUUCUCCCUCUCACAAUAUAGAAAAUGGACUCUUCCAUUGUUUUGUGAUCCUGUAGCUUGGACUUUAAGGUAGCAUGGCUCUGUUGCUGUAAUUUUUAUUUUAUCUCAAACUGACAGCAGUUUACAGCUGAUGAAUGUUACACAUCUUAGUAGGCUAGCUUAUCCAUUUGGGGAAAAGGGGAGGGGUCUUGAUUUAAGAUAAAAAAAUAUAUAUAAUCAAAAAAGAAAAAAAGUCAACCUGGAAGGUGUUGGCAUUUGUAGUUGUACUACCGUAUCCAUUUAAACUUGAAUCUUGAGGCAAGUGCUAGGCAAUGGCCAAACGAUUUAUCCCAUCCGCUGUGGGAGAAGCCCACCCUGAAAGCACAGGCGCACUUGUGAGAUUUCUGUCCUCUUGAAUGUGUUUCAUGGAUAAGAACUGCUGUCUCCCUAAAGCGGGGGACAUCAGACGAGGACUGUUUCAGGCUCUGCUCUGUUUCCAGUUAAUUGAACAGACUUUGAAGGCUCAUUGAACGUUCUUGACCAUUUAUACCCAAAAGCCGGCUUAUUGGUAGUGGUGCUAAUGGUGUUAAAACCAGACAAUGUGCCCUUAUCUCUGAGAGAUACUGGAUAAUAUACUGUCACAGUGGCCACAACGUUAGUCUCCCAGUCCACCAAGUCACUCGUUUCUAGUGCCGGCUCUCUUGUUUCAGGACAUAACGAUCUGUUCGUGUUCACAAAAUUUCGACUGAACCCUUCAAGGUGACAGAAAUAACGCAAGUCCCAACUGUAAUGUGGUGUUUCAGGGUGCGUUCCCCCUUCAGUCCAAAACCAUUGCCAUCUCACCCCAUGCUCAUUAUAUACUGAAUAUAUAUACAAUUGCAAUGUAUAUGUGUAUAGAUGAAUAUAUAUUUGCAAUUUUCACACAUUUGAACAAUGUUAGACUGGAGACCUCAGCUGUAUACAGAAUACUCUUCACACAGCUCCACCCAGGUUCAUUAUUAGCUUAUGUUCACCAACACGAGAGUUCACCCCCCCCCCCCCCCCCCCCUCCCGGCGUGUUGUCGAGUUUGGAGCAGACCGCAUGGCCUAGAGGGGAGCCUGGAAGCUCUUCAGACUGCAUGGACGGCAGUGUGAGGCUCUGCUGUGCUCCCAUGUUUCUGCAGGCUGAGCACAGAGCUCUCUUCCCUGCUGUCUGCCCAUUCCUAACACUUGCCCCCUUUUUUUUUUUUUUAUGUUAACCGACUUUUUAUGGCGAGAGACAAGACAGACUUGACUGACAUCUGAAAGCAUCUUUCAGGUUAUCAUAUGGCUUGCUUAAGCCCUGUUGUAAAAAUAUACUAAAAAACAAAAAAAUGAUAAUAAUGACAAUAAUAAUAAUGGAUGGGGGUCUCUCACAUAUCAAAUGUGGAAAGUCUAAUUUUAUAUUUGUAUUUUCAAAUAAUAAUAUUGACAAAAAAUGUCUGUGAAAGGUUUCCAUCCUCUACUGUGGUCCAGAAAUUGAUGUGUCUGUCUGGAAAAUAAAUAAAAUAAACUGAAUUGUUAUAUG
This is a messenger RNA of Anarrhichthys ocellatus (wolf-eel), 7212 nucleotides long. RefSeq names its product RNA-binding protein Musashi homolog 2. The record is from RefSeq and is a predicted model, not a curated record. Gene Ontology annotation, molecular function: mRNA binding. The transcript has 15 exons. Lineage: Eukaryota; Metazoa; Chordata; Actinopteri; Perciformes; Anarhichadidae. Gene Ontology annotation, biological process: central nervous system development; regulation of translation. Gene Ontology annotation, cellular component: cytoplasm. The coding region runs from base 174 to 1397 and encodes 407 amino acids.